GCACGCGGAUCGACUUCUUUCCGAGCUCGCUGGAGGACAUGGCGGAUGUUACAGUGGUGAACGAGGAGAAACUCAGCAAAAAGUCUGGUCAUUGAGCGGUGUAGCUCAGUAUGCUGUGUCUGGUCAGAAUAGCCAGGCAGCAGCUGUGCCGAGCCUUUGGAGGCAGGGGACAUUGGCUAAAUUAUGCACCUCCAUGUAGAGCUGCAGUUCCAGCUCAAAUUGUCGGGAACCGUUGGAGAGGUGACAAAAGUGAGCUGAAAAGACGAAUGAAAGCAGAAAAGAAGGCAGCUGAGAAAGAAGCCAAGGCCAAAGAGCAGGUGGAGCACACGGAGACCAAUGAUCAUGGAGCAGUCAAUACCUGUGGAUUAGACGAAGAGACACUUGACCCACAUCAAUACUUCAAGAUACGUUCCCAAGCUAUCCAAGAGUUAAAAGGCACAACUGAGGACCCGUACCCACACAAAUAUCAUGUGGACUUGUCACUCACAGAGUUCAUCGAAAAAUAUAACCAUCUACAGCCUGGAGAACAGUUAACAGAUAUUGUUCUCAAUGUGUCAGGUCGAAUCCACGCAAAGAGGGCUUCUGGUGCCAAGCUACUUUUCUACGAUCUGCGAGGUGAAGGUGUUAAGCUGCAAGUCAUGGCAAACUCAAGGCACUUCAAGUCUGAGGAGGACUUCGUGGCCAUCAAUAACAAGCUGAGGCGUGGUGACAUAGUUGGUGUCCAUGGUAACCCAGGAAAGACAAAAAAGGGGGAGUUGAGCAUCAUUCCCAGUGAGAUGAUUCUGCUGUCACCUUGUCUGCACAUGUUGCCCCACCUCCACUUCGGCCUCAAAGACAAGGAGACACGAUACCGUCAACGCUACUUGGAUCUGAUUCUCAAUGACUAUGUGAGGCAGAAGUUUAUAACUCGCUCCAAAAUCAUUACAUACAUACGCACCUUCUUGGACCAGCUUGGAUUUUUGGAGAUUGAGACCCCAAUGAUGAACCUUAUUCCUGGGGGAGCCGUGGCCCGUCCGUUUGUAACUUACCAUAAUGAGCUGGAUAUGAACCUAUACAUGAGGAUUGCUCCUGAGCUCUACCACAAGAUGCUUGUGGUUGGUGGGAUAGACAGGGUGUACGAGAUUGGUCGUCAGUUCAGGAAUGAGGGCAUUGACCUUACUCACAAUCCAGAGUUCACCACCUGUGAGUUCUACAUGGCAUAUGCAGAUUAUCAGGAUUUAAUGGAAAUCACAGAGAAACUGCUUUCCGGAAUGGUGAAGCACAUCACUGGAGGGUACAAGGUGACUUACCACCCCGAUGGCCCGCAAGCACAAGCCUGUGAGAUUGACUUCACACCACCUUUCAAAAGAGUUAGCAUGACACAUGAGCUGGAGAAAGUUAUGGGAGUCAAAUUCCCGCCUACUGACACCUACAACAGUGAGGAGACACGUAAAUUCUUUGACGAUUUGUGUGUCCAGAAAGGAGUGGAAUGCCCUCUGCCCAGAACAACGGCCCGUCUCCUAGACAAACUGGUUGGCGAUUUCCUGGAGGUCACUUGUAUCAGCCCGACUUUCAUCUGUGAUCACCCACAAAUCAUGAGCCCAUUAGCAAAAUGGCACAGAUCACAGAAAGGCCUCACAGAGCGUUUUGAACUCUUUGUUAUGAAGAAAGAAAUCUGUAAUGCCUACACCGAGUUGAAUGAUCCGGUUCGACAAAGGGAGCUGUUUGAGCAGCAAGCUAAGGCCAAAGCUGAGGGUGACGAUGAGGCCAUGUUUAUUGAUGAGAGUUUCUGCACAGCACUGGAAUAUGGUUUGCCACCAACUGCUGGGUGGGGCAUGGGUAUUGAUCGCCUCACAAUGUUGCUCACUGAUUCCAACAAUAUCAAGGAGGUGUUGCUCUUCCCAGCUAUGAAACCGGAUGACAAUAAGACAUCAGCACCCGCAGAGGACGCCUCUUUGACGACCUGAGCAGGCGUGCAUAAGGAGCAAAGCCUCACCCUGGCCCUCAUUGGUGUUUGGUGAUCUGUCAGUGGCUCUGGUUUUUCAACAUGGACCAUGCAGAUACUAUUCUU
Thalassophryne amazonica is the source of this 2050-nucleotide messenger RNA. It is a transcript of the gene kars1, whose product is annotated as lysyl-tRNA synthetase 1. The coding region runs from base 111 to 1946 and encodes 611 amino acids. NCBI's taxonomy places the organism in Eukaryota, Metazoa, Chordata, Actinopteri, Batrachoidiformes, Batrachoididae. Gene Ontology annotation, cellular component: cytoplasm; cytosol; mitochondrion. Gene Ontology annotation, biological process: positive regulation of macrophage activation; diadenosine tetraphosphate biosynthetic process; lysyl-tRNA aminoacylation. The transcript is spliced from 15 exons. Gene Ontology annotation, molecular function: lysine-tRNA ligase activity; tRNA binding; ATP binding. The record is from RefSeq and is a predicted model, not a curated record.